UUCGCACUGCUCCGUACGCUUUCCGCACUUCUCUGUUCUGUUCACACUUUCGCACAGUGGAUGGACGGAUUUUGGUUCGACUCGUGAUUGAGUGUACGGAGCGAACGGUGUCCGGUGGAGGAGGCAGCAGAAAACGGCAGCGCAGCGAACGGAGAUCCUCACUUCUUCUAUUUUUACUUCUGACGCGAGAAUAGCCUCUGUACCGCUGGCGGUGAUCGGAAGACGAGAUUUUUGGUUUGGUCAGCUUCUGUGGCGGCGAAGAAUUCGACAAGGAAAAGUAAGGUUUUCGCGCUGCAACAGAAAAGUGUGCACGGUAAAGAUAGCGGCGCGAGUUAGCUGUAAAUUGGUCUCCGGGUGAGCAACCAAAACAGUUAGGAUCAUGGAAGGUGAACAGGACAAGAAGCCGCAAGAGGGUUCCGAGGCGACGAAAACAGCACCAGCUGCAGCGGCAGCGCCAGCAAAUGGAUCGCCAGUGGUCGCGGCCGAGGCGACAUCAACAACACAAGGCGAGGAAGUUCUCACGAAGCGCGCGAUUCGUGUAAAAACAUGGAGGAAAAUCCAGGAGGAGAAAUGCGCGGUACCAUACACCAGGAUUUUCAACCGCAUUCCCGAUUUUAUAGGAACUGACAAGGCAGCAGCACUUCUAGCUGAUACUCAGGAAUUUAAAGAUGCCAAAAACAUCAAAGUAAACAUCGAUCGGGCUCAGGAUCCCGUCAAAAUGCAAGCGAUCAACUGUGGUAAAAACUUGUACCUGUCCUCUGGAAGACAUUCAAAGGCAAUCUACACUAAAAUUGAUUGUGCACCUGAUGCUGACGAGAAGCAGAAAUCCAAGGUUAUCAAAAUUCAACGACUAAAAGAAGGACGUAAUGACAUAGAUUUGGAAAAUAAAGUGAAAUUAGACAUGGUUGUCGUCGGAUCUGUUGCCGUAUCACGGGAUGGAUAUAGAAUUGGACGCGGUAACGGUUUUGUCGACUUGGAGAUAGCCAUCUACUUGCACUUGGGGAUUGUAACACCAGAAACAGUUAUUGUAACAGUCGUACAUGAUAUUCAGGUCUCCGAUACAUUGCCAACGGCUCUUUUCCAAAGGUUUGAUGUACCAGUUGAUAUUAUAGUUACACCUACCGAAGUGAUUCGUGUCGCAAAACGUCUACCACGUCCAACUGGGCUGUUCUGGGAGCUUCUUUCUGAAAGGCGUCUCAAAAUUGUCCCCGUCUUGCAAAUUAUCAAGGAAAACGAAGAAAAAUCGGGUAAAACGAUCAACUUGAAGGGUGAGGAUACAGAUGUUGAAACCAAUGCACGACCGCAAAGACCAAGACGACGUGCCUAUAAAUCACGAAAUAUACGCAAUCGGACUAAAAUGAAUUCUGAAAAUCAAGAAAACGUGACACCUAGGUCGGAUAGGAGAAGGCGAUUCGGUGGAAGGCCAAGGAAACCGAGGUCUGAUGGUGAACAGUCUUCCGAGAACAAGGAAAACAACCAACCGGUCCGACGAAAGCGGAACAAUAGAGACUUUUGCAUUAAAGUUUCGAAUAUUGCGAAGUGUGUACGAAUCAAGGACUUGAAAGCAGAAUUACGAAAACGCAAUUGUAAUCCAAUCUACAUUUCAUGGAAAGGUGCUUUUGGUCGCUGCUACCUGCAUUUCGCCAAGCGCAAGGACAAGGAGCGUGAAGCGGAAAUCGAAGAGGUUUUGAAAUCUUUGAACGAUCUGUCUUUGACAGUGCAAAUGACUGGCGAAGAGCAGGAAAAAACGAUCCAACUCGGAGUAGAGUUAUUGAAGAUUGACGAGGAGAAAAAUCGCCUGGAGGCGGUUAACAGUUCGACUGUGUAGUUUCGUUAUUUGCGGAAAAAGCAGCUAAAACGCAAACCAAGUGAAUUGUCGACGGUUCUAGUAAUCUCAUAGAAGAUUAAUUAUGCAAAUGAGUUUACACUAAUUAAAAUGGACUACGUUUAGGAACUUCUUAAAAUUAUUACUACAACGGUCGAAAACUACUAUAGUUAACAGUGAGUAACAAAAAUGUGCGAUUGGAAAACAAGAGACACAUGGUUUCAAUCACGGAAUGAAAUUUUAUUGACACAAAUGUUUUGUCGGCGAAUUCGACGGGUUUUAUACUUUACCAAGGGUUAAUUUCAUUUCUUAAUCAAUGAUUGUGUGUUCGAGGAGAUCGUUUCGUUUUUUCAUCCUAAAAGAAUAUUUGUGAAAAAAACGCGCAAUGGUAGACUAGAUUGCUGCUUUAUAAUAUUUGAGAAAACGUUUACUAAUUUUUGAAUUUUUGAAUAUUGCGGCAACGUUUUGUUGAUGCACUUUACGCGUCGAGUUCCUGCCAAGCGAUAAGUUUCUGUUUACCUCAUUUAUUUUGCUGCAGAACAUCACAAAAUGCUCAUUUGAAUCGUUCAUUUCCAUUUCGUUGCAAUAUCGUUGGAGUAGUAGGAUCGGAUGCUGGAUUUCUUGGUGUGGGUAAUCGCAACCGAGUGGCUGUUCGAGGAAAAACCUUUACCAUCUAAAAUAGAUUAAAUACAUUUUACAUUUUGAAUUGUAUUUCAUAGAACGCAUCAAUGCUUUGAAAGCACGUUUUUAAUUCCUUUUCUGUGUAUUUAAACUCUAUUUUAUGUUUUUGCUUGCUAAUCAUUUCGCUGUUCACCAUUCUCCUUUUGCUUCGAGAACAGUUUCAAGCGAUAAUCGAAAUUUAAAUGAAAAAUCGUAAAAAAAAACUGAAGCUUUAACGGGGUAGUAUUUUGAAGUAAUCGUGCAAAUAGAUCAUUUUUACCAUAAUAAAACAGGAAAAAAAUUAUAAAAACAUCUAUGUAUUAAGGGUAACCUUUUUCCAGUUUCACAUAUAGCAUACAGUGCAUCUGUGGGUUUCCCUCUUUGUUUUUUCUUUGCUUAGUUUUCUGAUUUGAGCUGCCUCAUUAUCAGGAGACGAGGUGAAAAGUCUGAAACUUGAGGAAAUCCAUGGAUUCAUUUCCAAAACUGUUUAAAAAAAUGCAAUAAUGGAAUUUGCAUAGUAAUAUAAACGAUUUUUACACAAAAAGAAUAAGACAAAGAAGCCUUAUCGUCGAGAACAAAGUGCAUUUAACGAGGAAUAGUUGAGAAUUGACCAUUUUUUUAUAUUUUAAAAAUGAAAGAAAUUAAUGAAUUUUCCAAAUGCGUCUCCUUGGAUAAGACUGCUUAAGACUUCUUUCUCUUACGAGAUUUUAUUUACAAGAAAAAUAUAUUUUAUACGAAAUAACUAUAUAUUAUAUAUAAAUGGAUGUCGUUCAUAUAUUUAUAUAUUUUCUUAACGGAAUUUUGUAGCGAAAAGAUUAAUUUAUGAAAAAGAUAUAAUAUAUAUGGAUUCUGAAUUUUGAUAUGUCGAAA
Molecule: messenger RNA, 3355 nt
Organism: Hermetia illucens (black soldier fly)
Lineage: Eukaryota; Metazoa; Arthropoda; Insecta; Diptera; Stratiomyidae
Gene: lost
Product: methenyltetrahydrofolate synthase domain-containing protein
Exons: 9
Coding region: 380-1828 (482 amino acids)
Cellular component (GO): cytoplasm
Source: RefSeq, a predicted model, not a curated record